UGGGUUUGCCAAGUGAGCUAAGUGAGAGACAGAGGGAGAAAGAGAGACAGAGGGAGACCUGCUGAAAGAACCAUGUCAAGAAAUCACCCAGAUAAUGUCAGGGAACAUACAACUAUCACCACUGAACACAAACCAGGAUUUCUGGAGCGACUGAGUGAUACUGCAGGGGGAAUGAUUCUGGGACUGCUUGCCUUUUCAUUAUCUUUCUAUGUUCUGUUUACAAAUGAGGGUCGUGCAGUACGAACAGCGGCAUCAUUGGAUGAGGGGCUUUCCAUUGUGAAUUCUUUACACAAUAUUCACAUGAUAGACCCAGUACAUGAAGGCAGUUUGGUGCAUUUAUCGGGGCCACUAGCGACUCUGAAGCCUCUUUAUGAUCCCAAUUACGGAGUCAAUAUCCACUGUGUGAAAUUGAAGCGACAGGUAGAGAUGUACCAAUGGGUAGAGUAUGAAGAGUCCAAAGAAUAUGAAGAAAAUGGAGAAACCAAAAGGGAGACCAGAUACACGUACAACACUGAAUGGAAAUCUGAAGUUGUGAGCAGCCGGAACUUUGAUCGAGAGAUUACCCAUCUCAAUCCCAGUGCGAUGGCUGUGGAGUCCUUCACUGCUGUUGCUUCAGAGGUGAAUGUCGGGGCCUUUUUUUUGGGUACAGGCCUCAUUGACCAGAUUAACAACUUCAAGCAAAUGAGCCUGGCACAGAUGGGUAAUCCUCAUGCAGACGUCACUGCUCAAGGGGACUAUUUCUACCAAAGUGCCAACCCCAAAAAUCCAGAGGUAGGAGACCUCCGCAUCUCGUUUUGGUAUGCUGGCGUUUCUUUGGGUGACACCCAGUCUGGACCCGUGGACUCGGUGAGUGUCAUUGCUCGGCAGAAAGGAGGAGUACUGAUCCCAUAUAAAACCAAAUCUGGAGACGUUCUAGAGCUGCUAUAUCUGGGGACACUCAAUGCAGAGGAAAUUUUUAAUGCUGAACACCAGAGUAAUAAUUUAAAAACCUGGGCACUGCGGGGUGCUGGCUGGCUACUUAUGUUUAUUGGAAUAAGUUUAAUCACCAAGAUCGUCUAUACAUUGGUGGACUGGUUUCCUGUCCUGCGGGACUUGGUCAGCCUUGGACUGAAGAUCUUUGCCUUGUGUGUGUCCACCUCACUUUCUCUCCUGACCAUCGCCCUGGGUUGGUUCUUUUAUCGCCCAUUGGUAUCCCUGCUCCUGGGAGCUAUCAGUGUUGGUAUUAUUGUACUGGCCAAAUCACGCGUUCCUGCAAAGAAGUACCAGUAGGGUUAUUUUCUGGUGACAUUUACCACUGGGAAGAAAAAAAUCAGAUUUAGGAUUGUUAACAUGAAUUAUUCUGGGCCAUGUGUAAUAGACAUCUGUUCUUCCAAUGUUGGUGAGUGACUAAAGCGGUGAGGGCUGUGAGAUAAUGCUUGCGUGGCUUCUAUUACCAUUAUUUAAAUUUUUCAGGUACUUAAAUAAUACACUUUGGAAUAAUAAUAA
Pelobates fuscus (common spadefoot toad) is the source of this 1485-nucleotide messenger RNA. It is a transcript of the gene TMEM43, whose product is annotated as transmembrane protein 43. Gene Ontology annotation, biological process: lipid metabolic process; nuclear membrane organization. Gene Ontology annotation, cellular component: nuclear inner membrane; nuclear envelope. The coding region runs from base 73 to 1269 and encodes 398 amino acids. Lineage: Eukaryota; Metazoa; Chordata; Amphibia; Anura; Pelobatidae. The record is from RefSeq and is a predicted model, not a curated record. The transcript is spliced from 12 exons.